This is a messenger RNA of Nymphaea colorata (pocket water lily), 1822 nucleotides long. RefSeq names its product probable isoprenylcysteine alpha-carbonyl methylesterase ICMEL1. The record is from RefSeq and is a predicted model, not a curated record. The coding region runs from base 88 to 1530 and encodes 480 amino acids. NCBI's taxonomy places the organism in Eukaryota, Viridiplantae, Streptophyta, Magnoliopsida, Nymphaeales, Nymphaeaceae. The transcript has 11 exons.
CCCCACCCACGUUCAAAGGGACGAAGAGUCCUUUACUGGGGUAGCUGUUGCCGUUGGUGGGAGGAAGAAACCAGAAGAAGUCUGGCGAUGGCGAUGCGGGUGAUCGAGAAGAUGGUGGGUGGCAUCCGCCCGAAUUUGGGGAGCCUGGUCGACAGUGAUGCGGGGCCACUGCUGCAUUCCCCUGCUUCCUUGUCCCCUUCAUCCUCCUCGUCCUCCUCCUCGUCCCUCCAGUUGUUCAGGGAGAAAGAGGAGGAGAAAUUACCCAUCCUAGGCCCUGGUUCGGUCGUUGGGGAAAACGCAGACCAUUGCUCUGCCUUGGUCUUCUGCAGUUCGAAUACCACCAACACCAUCAAGAACCAGAGGAGGCGGAGGGUGAGGAGUGGAGGCAACCUCAGCUUUGGCCCACACCUUCCCGGCGUCAGUCCGAGGAGACAACAGUCGUUCAGGCAGGAUAUGGGCCAUGCUGCUGCUGAGACGUACUUGCUCACCCGCCUCAGCUUCAAGCUGUUGCGCUACUUGGGGAUAGGUUACAGGUGGAUUACCAAGUUUGUUGCUCUUGGUUGUUAUGCUUUGCUACUUAUGCCAGGCUUUUUGCAGGUUGGAUAUUUAUAUUAUUUCUCAAGGCAAAUUCGUCGAAGUAUAGUUUAUGGAGAUGAACCGAGAAACCGGUUGGAUUUAUACUUACCCCUGAAUAUUGACGAGCCAAAACCAGUAGUUGUAUUUGUAACUGGUGGAGCAUGGAUCAUAGGGUACAAGGCUUGGGGUGCUCUUUUGGGGCAACAACUAGCAGAAAGAGGUGUUAUGGUAGCAUGCAUUGAUUACAGGAAUUUUCCUCAAGGGACCAUUAGUGACAUGGUUGAAGACGCUUCUCAAGCGAUUUCAUUUGUAUGCAAUAAUAUUGCUGCAUAUGGCGGUGACCCUAGCAGAAUAUAUGUGAUGGGACAAUCAGCUGGUGCACAUAUUGCUGCCUGUACUCUUGUUAAGCAGGCAAUGAAGGAAUGUGGAGAAGGAGAGCAUUCUGCAUGGAGUAUCUCCCAGAUCAAAGCAUAUUUUGGCCUUUCUGGAGGGUAUAACAUGUUGAACUUAGUUGAUCACUUCCACAAUCGAGGUCUAUAUCGGUCUAUUUUUCUUAGUAUUAUGGAGGGAGAGCAUUCCCUACAGCAUUUCUCUCCUGAAGUAAUGGUUCAAGAUCCAAGUAACAGCUCAGCAGUUUCACUCCUACCUCCAUUCAUUCUUUUCCAUGGAACCAAAGAUUACUCAAUACCAUCAGAUGCUAGCAAAUCCUUUGCUGAUACUCUUGAGAGAGCUGGAGCACGUGCUAAACUAAUUCUUUAUGAAGGAAAGACACACACCGACUUGUUCCUUCAGGAUCCUUUUCGAGGGGGAACUGAUGAGCUUCUUAGAGACAUUCUUUCUAUGAUUCAUGAAGAUGAUCCAAAGGCACGGGUUGACGAUGCAGCGGCACCGCCCACACGUCGACUUGUCCCAGAAUUCAUGUUGAAGCUGGCUCAUGAAAUUAGCCCAUUUUAAGUCAUCAUUAUAAUAGUCAGAAUCACCGUGUCACUGGUUGGUUAAAUUGGAUGCUAUGAGUUGACCUGAGGACUGCAUCGGUAGAAACUCCAAGAUGGUGGUGGCAGAUCUUGUAUCGUAGCAUAGUUAUGUGAUGCUGCAUCUUACCUUUGCCAUUCUUGUGCGUGGAAGCUAAAAGGUGUAGCAGUUUUUAUCUUCAAAAUGAAAUUGAAAUAGAUGUAACAAUAUGUCAUGAUUCUUGAUGUAAUUCUUUAUAUACAGUAAUAUUUUAUUAAAAUAUAGCUUUUCUAGA